Molecule: messenger RNA, 4851 nt
Organism: Cordyceps militaris CM01
Lineage: Eukaryota; Fungi; Ascomycota; Sordariomycetes; Hypocreales; Cordycipitaceae
Product: helicase SWR1
Exons: 2
Coding region: 1-4851 (1616 amino acids)
Cellular component (GO): Swr1 complex
Molecular function (GO): ATP hydrolysis activity; ATP-dependent chromatin remodeler activity; histone binding
Source: RefSeq, a predicted model, not a curated record
AUGGCCGACAACGCGUCGCCAGGCAAGCCUGAACAUGCUGCGGACGUUUCGACCCUCAGAUCCGAGCAAGACGAUGUCUCUAUACCAAAUUCGAACGGAAACUUGUUAAACGGUGAUUCUAUAACCGUUCGAAUAAAUGGACACGCUUCCGAGGACGCGAUUCUAGCCCCAAACGGACACGAUAUCGAAAAUCUCGAUUCACACAAUCGUGAGGACUCCGAGCGCCCUGCUAAACGACAACGGACUCGCGACACGACCCCACCAUCUAGCGCGCGAAAGCAAAAGCUGGAAUCUCCGCCGUGGAAGCAGGCCGCCGCUGAAGGGCCAACAUCCUUCACUGAGAAUGGCCGUCGCAAGUCAGGGCGCAUCAAUCUGCUCCCACGAACGCCCUCCCCCCCUCCGGUUCACAUUCGCCACUCAACACGGCCGAUACGAUCAUCUCGACAUGUGGACGUUCCCGACAUCAAUGACGGACUUGUCUUGAAACGAUCGCCCCGAACCGUUCGUGUCGGUCGCCCCGGAGAGAUACCAUUGGUUCAUCCUGGGCAAGUGCCAAAACGACCAAAGCUAGGCACCAGCUUUGAGGACUUUUGGUCGCGUGCCGGCGGUCUCCCAGUCGAGGAGGGCGGCUUGCAAGCCUCGGAGGAUGGCCCAUUCUAUACAGACGAACUGGCUCUCCGAGAUGCCAGAAUCAUUAUGAGAAUUGAAGAUGAAACGGAACCUGGUGGCUUGCUCGCGCCUGGUCGCUGCUCGUUAUUUGCGCCAGAAGGAGACGACGAUGCUCCCAGACAGUGGGCUCGUCAAGAUCAUUUGAUCAAAGCUGUGGCAAAUUUUCGGAAGCUCUUAGUAGCUGAACAACAACGGCAUAGAUUUUCUGCCAAGAAGCUUGCAGAAGCUUGUCGUGAUGAAUGGAUCCGCCGGCAACCCAAAUCAACGGGGCAACUAGAAGCUGAAGCUCGAGAAUUAUGCCUUGCGCGAUAUAAGCAAACUUUGAAGGCAAUGAGCGGAACUUGGGAGAAUGUGCGCGCCUACGUCAACAAGCAGCGCCUCGAACAAUGGGAAGUCGAGGAGCAGAAGCGAGUCAAAGCUGCUUUGAACGAAGCUGUCAACCUCUCCGAGCAGAAGCUUCAAGCGCGGCAAGCUGGCCUGGACUCGGAACCUCUUUCCGACGACGACGGCUUCGAUGAUCUCAGCGACGAUAUGAGUGAGGGUAUGGGCGCAAUGGGGCAGGGCGAUUCGGACCUAGCAUCUGACGAAGGCAGCGACAACGAUCUUGACGAAGAUAGCGAUGUCAUGUCAUCAUCGGAAGACGAGGAUGGUGACGAUGUUAAAGAUAUUGCGGACGAGGGUCUAACACAGGAGCAGCUUCGCUUAAAAUAUGCCAACAUCCCCGACUUUGACCCUGGUAGCAAUGAAGAUGGCACCGAUGCACCCACCGAUGCUGCGACGACACAAGUUGGGGCUGAAACGACAGAUGCCGCCGCCGAGACGACCGACGAAUCGAUAGACAUGGAUGACGACUUAGGAUCCAGUGAUAUGGGCGAAGCAGCUGGAAGUGAUGAGUCGGAGGAAGAAGAAGAUGAAAGCGAUGCUGGAGGCAUGCUAGGGCUCUUGUUUGGCAAAACUGAGCUUCAGAAAUUCAAGCAAACAGAAAGUGAAGCACCCACAGUUGCAGACGACGAUGACCAGCUAGCUUCAGCAGCUGACGUGAAGGAGGAAUCAUCUAUCUUUGGUGACGAUAUUGAAGACGAAGACGAAGUCACCCUGAUACAACACCCGGACUUCCUCGAACUAGUCGAAGAACAUCGAAUUCGCAAGAGUCCGACGCUCAGCUUGGUUAACGGCGAACACGAUCCCCAGAAAGAUGCAGCCACAGACUUGGCCAAAGUCGACGCGAUGGAGGUGGAUGAUGAGUCGACCGAACCAGAGGCCAAAAUCAAGACAACUCUACCCGAAGACGCGGAUGAGACAAUGGCUGAAGCAACUGCGGAGCAAGUCACAGAAGAACAGCAGCCCAUGAGCCCAGAAACAGACGCAGUGUCGAAUGCGCACACCUUGCAACCUACCCAGUCGCCAGAGACGACCGAUACCAGGGCCUCGGAAGUAGAUUCGGUUUCUGCGCUUAUACCAGCCAAAGCCAGAAUGGAUGGCGGCGAAUCAGAGUCCCCUAGCAAAGAUUCGGGUCACAAAACCGAGGUGCCAUUCCUCUUGCGAGGUACUCUGCGUGAGUACCAGCGGGAUGGUCUGGACUGGCUUGCUGGACUGUAUGCGAACCAUACGAAUGGAAUCCUGGCAGACGAAAUGGGCCUGGGUAAAACCAUUCAGACCAUUGCUCUACUGGCGCACCUGGCCUGCCAACACGAAGUUUGGGGUCCUCAUCUGGUCAUUGUGCCGACCAGUGUCAUGCUCAAUUGGGAAAUGGAAUUCAAGAAGUGGUGCCCGGGGUUCAAGAUUCUUGCCUACUACGGUACUCAGGAUGAAAGAAAGAGAAAGCGCCAGGGUUGGAACAACGAUGAUGUGUGGAACGUCUGUAUCACAUCAUACCAACUUGUGCUCCAGGAUCAGCAAGUGUUCAAACGUCGGCGAUGGCAUUAUAUGAUUCUGGACGAAGCGCACAAUAUCAAGAAUUUCAAAUCUCAGCGAUGGCAAACUCUGCUUGGCUUCAACACACGAGCUCGAUUAUUGCUCACCGGCACGCCCCUGCAGAACAAUCUCACAGAACUGUGGUCGCUUCUCUUCUUCCUGAUGCCUGCGCAGAAUGGCGAGGGCGGUUUCGCGGACCUCCAAGAGUUUCAUGAGUGGUUCCACAAGCCUGAAUCCCAGAUCUUGGAGAGCGGGCGCGAGCAGAUGGACGAGGAAGCCAAGGCCAUCAUUUCCAAACUCCACAAGGUUUUGCGCCCAUAUUUGCUGCGCCGAUUAAAAGCAGAUGUAGAGAAGCAGAUGCCUGGCAAGUACGAGCACGUCGAAUUUUGUCGACUGUCGAAGCGUCAGCGUGAAUUAUACGACGGCUUCCUUUCUCGAUCUGAUACCAAAGAAACCCUAUCGUCUGGCAACUAUCUGUCCAUUAUUAACUGUCUAAUGCAACUGCGCAAAGUGUGCAAUCACCCCGAUUUAUUCAUCGAUCGACCCAUUAUGACAUCGUUUCGCCAAGGAAGUUCAGUACCGGCAGAAUACCAAGUGGCAGAGCAGCGCGUGCAGCGUAUUCUGCUGCGACGAAAUCCGAUGCGUCAAGUGGACCUUGGAUUUCUCAACCUUUUGCCGACUAAACACGAGUGGCAGUCAAGCGCAGCCUGUGAUCGUGUUUCUCAGCUCAGCUCAUACCGCAUAAUGAUCGAUAUGAAAGAGGCACAGCGCGUUCGGGCACAGCAUGCGUAUUCGCAUCUUGACCCGCUAACGGUGGAAUCUACCGUGGACUAUCUGGAGAGCGCUGCGCGAUGGGGCAGAUUCGAGGAACUACAACACUCGGUUUAUAUCAACGCGCUUCGGCGUCAGCAGAGACCUAUAUAUGGCUCUAAUUUGGUUGAGAUGCUGACUGUUGAUGCACACAAACGACCAUACCGGCCUCGGCCCAAGCUCUCCAAGUUUCUCAUGAGCUGGUUUGAGGAUGAGUCGUCGCAUAUCAAUGCGCUGACGCCGAAGCUGUAUGACCGCGCAGAGGAGUACAAGGUAUUGAUUGAAAAGUUCUCAUGCGUCACUCCGGCAGUGGUCACGAGAGAUCUAAACCAGAUCUUGCUGGGCCGCAAAACUGCGGCACGUUUCACUGACGAGGACCUGAAGCUCUCUGCACCGGUGCGCUGGGCACCAUUCCUGCCAAAGGAGGCGCCGAGGGACCCGUGGCAUGAAGCACGAAUGCGACAGACGAUUCAAUUUCCAGACAAGCGCCUACUUCAGUAUGAUUGCGGAAAGCUGCAAGCCUUGGACAAGCUCCUCCGCAAGUUGCAGUCUGGGGGGCAUCGUGCGCUCAUCUUUACGCAGAUGACCAAGGUUCUAGAUAUUCUCGAGCAGUUCCUCAACAUCCAUGGACAUAAAUAUCUGCGACUGGAUGGUGCAACCAAGGUCGAGCAGCGACAGAUCUUGACAGAUCGGUUCAACCACGAUCCGCGCAUCUUGUGCUUUAUUCUAUCAACAAGGUCUGGUGGUCUCGGUAUCAACCUGACGGGUGCGGACACGGUCAUCUUCUACGACCAGGAUUGGAACCCGGCGAUGGACAAGCAGUGCCAGGAUCGAUGCCAUCGUAUUGGUCAGACGCGAGACGUGCACAUCUACCGACUGGUUAGCGAGCACACGAUUGAAGCGAAUAUUCUGCGCAAGGCGUCGCAGAAGCAGAUGCUCGACGAUGUUGUGAUCCAAGAGGGAGAGUUCACUACGGAUUACUUUAACAAGAUGUCCAUCAAAGACGUGUUGGCGGACAAGGUUGACAAUACAAGCGAAGGAGUAUCUGCGGCCGAUGCGGCGCUGGAUCGUGUGCUGGGCGGCGGCGACAGCAGCCGUGACCAGCGGACCGUGGGCAGAGCGCUGGAGCAGGCCGAAGACAGGGAGGAUGUGGCGGCUGCUCGAGUCGCUGAAAAAGAGAUACACGACGACGACGCCGACUUCACGGAAAAGGCAAGCGUCCCUGCGUCGGGAACGUCGACGACACGCCAGGGCACACCACUGGACAAGGCGGACGUGGUGUUUGGCGACGACGGGCAAGUGGUGGAGGUGGAAUACAAUGCGUAUGGUGCGCGAAUGGGUACGAUUGACGACUUCAUGCUGGCGUUCAUGCGGGAAGCAUUGCGAUACACGAAACUGGAUCUGCCCAAGGACAAGAAGAAGGCUAAAAAGAAGGGUAAGGACACGCGAAAGCGGUGA